Messenger RNA from Drosophila kikkawai, 942 nucleotides. Its product is annotated as splicing regulator SDE2. NCBI's taxonomy places the organism in Eukaryota, Metazoa, Arthropoda, Insecta, Diptera, Drosophilidae. The record is from RefSeq and is a predicted model, not a curated record. Gene Ontology annotation, cellular component: nucleus.
GGGCAACCCUGGCACCAUCGAUAAACGCUUGCAUCACCGCUUUCUCUUUCUAACACACGCAGCUGCACCAUCACAAAACGGAAUAAAGAAGAACGUAGAAAUGGUCAUUAAUAUUUUUAUAAACAGUAAACAUUUAAUUACCUGCGCGGACGACAGCGAUUAUGAUGAACUAUGCAGCCGGAUCGAGAAGCACACGAACCUCCAGUCCGAGGAUUAUUACCUGAUAAGCAAUGGCAAACUCCUAAAGGACAAGCUCCUCACUCACGGAAAUGUACACUGCAUCCUCCGCCAGGUGGGUGGCAAGGGUGGGUUCGGUUCCAUGCUUAGAGCCAUUGGCGCUCAAAUAGAGAAGACCACCAAUCGCGAGGCCUGCCGUGAUUUGAGCGGGCGCCGAUUGAGGGACAUCAACGAGGAGAAGCGGGUGCGCGCCUGGCUGGACAAGCAAGGCGAGCGAGAACGUGAGGCCGAGGAGCGCAAGAAGCGAAAGAUCGAGAAGCUCCUGGCCGUGCCCAAACACGACUUCAAGGAUGACGAGUACGAAGAGGCUAGGGCUAAUCUCACCGAGAAGGUGAACGACGCCUUCGAGGAGGGACUAAAGAACGCAGAGGAGAUCAGCAAAGAAAAGCAGGCUGCCCAGGACGAACCCUCUACCAGUGGCGGCACCAAGCGGAAAUCUCCCACCGAAGACAAGGCAAAGGCCAAAAAGAAGAAAAAGGGAGCCCUCUGGAUUGGCGAUGAUAUCUCCGGUUCCGACUCUGACACAGACGACAGUGAAGAAGAGUCGAAGAAAAAGGCCAUCAAGAACUAGUAGCGACAACCGCAUUUAAAAUUUGAAUGAUUCAGAUUUAAUAGUUUUAAAAUUAAUACUAUGCACUAAGAGUAGGAUUAAUAUGUAGGUAUUUGUAAAAAUAAACGAUUGCCUCACGGCGACACAAACUGCGA